Molecule: messenger RNA, 790 nt
Organism: Rosa rugosa (rugosa rose)
Lineage: Eukaryota; Viridiplantae; Streptophyta; Magnoliopsida; Rosales; Rosaceae
Product: mediator of RNA polymerase II transcription subunit 11-like
Exons: 3
Coding region: 108-455 (115 amino acids)
Biological process (GO): regulation of transcription by RNA polymerase II
Cellular component (GO): mediator complex
Molecular function (GO): transcription coregulator activity
Source: RefSeq, a predicted model, not a curated record
CCAACAGUAGACCCGAACCCGCUUUUCUCUCUUUCUUCUUCUUAGCGACUCUGUGUACUCACUUAUUUUUCAAUCCCAGUUCUUCUCUGGUUUCUCAAUCAAACGCCAUGGAUUCUCAGACCCAGAACACGUCGUUGCAGAGGCUUCAAAAUGUGGAGAAGAGAAUCGUGAAGGUUUUGGAGCUGGCCGGAAGUGUUAUGGACGAGCUUGCAAACCCUACUGGUCCCAGAAGGGAGGCCAUCAACAACCAUGUUCGCGAGUUCAUGCAAUUGAUCAAGGAUAUUCAAGUGGCAUUGCGGGAUGAAAUCAAAAGUGCGUGUGAUUACCGUCCAUUUGAGAAGUGUGAUUACAGUUCGAGAAUAGCUAACGAGAUCUGUUGCAAGAAACUGGAAUAUGUCAUGUCACAGUUGGAUGGAAUGAAGGAAACAAUCGAUGAUUAUCAUACUGCGGUUUGAAGAUGCGUGGCAGACAAUGUAAGAUGGUGAGAGUUCCGACUGUCAGGUUUCUCCUCACAAAGGAUUGAUAAGAAAUUAAGAUUAUCUGGUAUUGCUGUUACCAGUAGACAUACUUGAUUAGCUUAGUCUGAGAUAGCUUGUUGGAUUUAAUUAUCUUAGUCUGAUGUUUGUGAGAUUGAGGCCGAGUAGGUUGAUACCUGAUAGUCAUAGUGUACGACUUUCUGUAGUCAUCAUAAUUGGGUAGGAGUUAUGAAUUGGUUGUAAUUUUUUCCUUUUUUCUUUCUUCCCUCCUGUAAUGAUGUUAUGAUUCCUACGAGUAAAAGGUUUUCUCACCA